AUGCUUUCUACCAGGAAACAUGUUGCUGUUAGGGAAACUGUCCCUAGUACGAUUCCGUCCAACGCCCAACACAAAGUUAUGAAGGCCAUCGUCGAGCCAAUAUUCACGCGCCAGCAUGCUCCCACUGGGGCCCAGAAUCUUGACAUAGAGCUCUCCAGGGUUCUUUGUAAGAAACAAGUUCUACGUCCCCCUCUCAAGAGGGCUGGCGACGUCUCUAUUCCCUGUAUACCUGAUGCAGAUCACGACGACGACGAGGGAAAUUACAAGGUUGUUAUUAAUGCCAAAUUAACGAAUAAAUACAAAAUCCUAGAUUUGCUAGGUGAAGGAGGCUAUGGCACAGUUGUCAGAGCCUGCAAAGUUGUCAGAGACUGUAAGGUCCCCGGAUCUAAUGACGUUGCCAUCAAGAUCAGCGCCGUAAGGAAGGGACGCAGUGAUGCCGCGAGGAAAGAGCUUCGGAUACUCGAAACCAUUAAAAUGAAUGAUGAGAGGAACCAGAAGGGGUGCAUCCGUGUACAAGAGUGUUUCGAAUACCGAGGCCACAUUUGUAUGGUUAUGGACUUACUUGGUCAGAGCACCUGUGAGUUCCUUGAACAGAACAACUAUCUUCCAUAUCCAAAAGGCCAUAUCCAGAGUUUUGCCCGGCAGCUUUUUAACAGUGUAGCCUUCUUGCACGACCUAGGCAUAGUCCAUGCUGAUAUUAAGCCCGAGAAUCUCGUACUAUGCGACCACACUUACUGCACCUUACCUUAUCACCGCGUGAGGCCUUCUUCCUCUUUUGUAAGAUCUGAAAAGGCGCGAUAUGCUGCAGAGCGCCGCGUCUUAAAUAACACCGAGGUUCGGUUGAUCGAUUUCGGUAUAGCCACAUUUAUGGAUGAACCUCCAUCACAUUUUGACUCAACUGCACCGUAUUGUGCCCCAGAGACCUGGAUAUAUCACAAAGCGUCAUUCUCCCACGAUAUAUGGAGCAUAGGAUGCACCCUCGUCGAGUUUUUCACUGGUGAUAUUCUCUUCGACGCCGAUGAUAUGACUGAAUACAUAGCAAUGACAGAAGCUGUUACAGGACUCAAAUUUGAGGAAGAAAUCUCUUGGAUCACCGACGAAAGGUUUCGGCACAUUCUUUCCGCUUUGCUUCCCAAAGCGAUGCAAAAACCACGCCAAAAGGUCCAGCGGAUGAGCAUGAAGCACCUUGACCAAAUCAUCGCCCCUGGAGACGAUCCCUUCCUUAAAGACUUUGCGGAUCUGUUGAAAAGAAUUUUUGUGGUAAAUCCUGAGCAUCGUAUCACUGCAAAGCAAGCUUUGCAGCAUCCUUGCCUCACAGAAAUAGCCCAGCCAGAUAAUGACACUUUGGCUGCAGAACCCAAUAGCGCAUCAAACCUCGCAACGCCAUGA
This is a messenger RNA of Fusarium proliferatum ET1, 1389 nucleotides long. RefSeq lists its product as uncharacterized. Gene Ontology annotation, cellular component: nucleus. Gene Ontology annotation, biological process: protein phosphorylation. The record is from RefSeq and is a predicted model, not a curated record. Gene Ontology annotation, molecular function: protein kinase activity; ATP binding. The coding region runs from base 1 to 1389 and encodes 462 amino acids. The transcript has 5 exons. Lineage: Eukaryota; Fungi; Ascomycota; Sordariomycetes; Hypocreales; Nectriaceae.